Didymodactylos carnosus is the source of this 510-nucleotide messenger RNA. The record is from the annotation of a GenBank genome assembly. NCBI's taxonomy places the organism in Eukaryota, Metazoa, Rotifera, Eurotatoria, Philodinida, Philodinidae.
AUGAAUUUGACGAAACGUACGAUUCUGAAUAUAUGGUGGUAUACAAGGGAAGGGUUCUUGUAUCGUCUACUAAAUAAAGCACUUCGUCAACAGGAUCAUUGUGAAAAACUUAAAGAAAUUGAAUGGAAUGUUCAAGUUUAUUGUGGUCAAUUAAUGUCAAAAGAAGAAAUUAACAUAUUAAAAGAAAACACACAUUAUUUACUAGCAAUUAACAGUUUUCUAUCGGCAAGUGUCGAUAGGGAUUUAGCAUUAAUAUUUUCUGGAUCUCCAUCAAAUUCCUUAGAUGAAGAUGUACAAUCUGUUCUAUUUCAAAUUUCUCUCGAUAAGUUGGAAUUUGAUAAACCAUUUGCUGAUAUUACAAGAAAGAGUUUUAAUGAAGAUGAGAAAGAAGUCAUUUUUGCACCCGGUGUGUUUUUCUGUACACAUGAAGUCAAAUAUGACGAAAAGAAUAAAGUAUGGGUGAUAGAUUUUGAACCUAUGGAGCUGAAUAGUGAUAUAAAUUUGAUUUAG